AUGGACCUCAUCGUUCCAUACAGGCCAAACCCUCUUAUUGUUUCAUCAUCACCACUCACCCCAACUGCUCAGAAUCCUUAUUUUUUCACAUUAACAGCUCCACACAGGAGCAGAAGGCUCAAGUUUCAAGCUUCAGCCAACGUAGACCCAGAUGCCGCUGAUGGGUCUUCUUGGUCCGGAUCGUUGCGGCGCGGUUCGAGGCGGUUUUGGGUGAGAUUUGGGGAGAUGGUGAAGAAGGAGACGGGUCUUGACUUGGAAGAUGGUAGUGUGAAGGUGGGUGCGUUUGUGGGUGGGGUCAGGGAUGGUGUGAAGACUAGUAGAGAUGAAUUGGGAAGGUUUGGGACUCAUUGGGUAUCCCAGUUUGUGGAUUGGAACAGUUGGGAACGUUGGAAGAAUCUCAAGAACUGGGAACCUAAGAGAAUUGGUGCAUUAGUUCUUUAUAUCUUUGUUUUGGCAUUUGCUUGUAGAGGAGUGUAUGUAGCAAUUCAAGCACCUUACAUAAAUCGCCAGAGAAAAGAAUUGACAGAAGCUUACAUGGAGGCGUUAAUUCCUGAGCCUUCCCCCAGUAACAUUAGAAGGUUUAAGAAGGGUAUGUGGAAGAAGACAACACCGAAAGGAUUGAAAAUGAAAAAGCUUAUUGAAAGACCUGAUGGAACACUUGUUCAUGAUACUUCUUAUGUUGGAGAGGAUGCAUGGGAGGAUGAUCGAGAAGCUCCCGAGGAACAUGUAAAACAAAUUAUAGAGGAUGAUGAUAGGUUUAAAAAAGAAGAGAAGAAAGAACUAAUAGAAAGCUUGGGCAUUUCAGGUGAAGUUCAAACUGAGAGCACAUGGCGUGAGAGACUUCAUAAAUGGAGGGAGAUCCUUAGAAAAGAACGUCUUGUUGAGGAAUUGGAUUCCUUAAAUGCCAAAUAUGUAGUUGAGUUUGACAUGAAAGAGGUUGAAAAUAGCCUUCGCAAGGAUGUGGCAGAAAAGGUGACAGCCACACGGGGAACAAGGGCUCUCUGGAUUGCUAAGAGAUGGUGGCGCUAUCGUCCUAAACUUCCUUACAAUUAUUUUCUUGACAAACUUGAUAGUUCUGAGGUAGCAGCUGUUGUCUUUACUGAAGACUUGAAAAGAUUGUAUGUGACAAUGAAAGAAGGUUUUCCAAUGGAAUUUGUUGUUGAUAUCCCUCUUGAUCCUUAUCUGUUUGAGAUGAUUACAAGUUCUGGAGCUGAAGUAGAUCUCCUUCAGAAGCAACAGAUCCAUUAUUUUAUGAAGGUAGUGAUUGCAUUAGUACCAGGCAUUCUAAUUCUCUGGCUUAUAAGGGAGUCUGUGAUGCUUCUACAUGUCACCUCCAAGCGUUUUCUUUUCAAAAGAUAUAAUCAACUCUUUGAUAUGGCUUAUGCAGAAAAUUUCAUCAUGCCAGUUGGAGAUGUUGGUGAAACAAAAUCUAUGUACAAAGAAGUUGUGUUAGGGGGCGACGUUUGGGAUCUUCUUGAUGAAUUGAUGAUCUAUAUGGGAAAUCCUAUGCAGUUCUAUGAAAGGGACGUACAGUUUGCUCGGGGUGUUCUACUCUCUGGGCCUCCGGGAACAGGAAAAACACUUUUUGCUAGGACACUUGCAAAAGAAAGUGGACUGCCUUUUGUUUUUGCUUCGGGUGCUGAGUUCACAGAUAGUGAAAAAAGUGGAGCAGCUAGGAUCAAUGAGAUGUUUUCCAUUGCUAGGAGAAAUGCACCUUGUUUUGUAUUUGUAGAUGAAAUAGAUGCUAUUGCUGGAAGACACGCUCGAAAGGAUCCACGGAGAAGGGCAACUUUUGAGGCUCUUAUUGCACAGCUUGAUGGGGAGAAGGAAAAAACUGGUGUUGACCGUCUAUCACUAAGACAAGCUGUCAUAUUCAUUUGUGCCACAAAUAGGCCAGAUGAAUUAGAUCUUGAAUUUGUUCGUCCUGGACGUAUUGAUCGUCGUCUUUACAUUGGUUUGCCUGAUGCAAAGCAAAGAGUCCAAAUUUUUGGUGUGCAUAGUUCUGGAAAGCAACUUGCAGAGGAUGUGGAUUUCAAAAAGCUUGUCUUCCGCACUGUUGGAUUCUCUGGAGCGGAUAUAAGAAACCUUGUCAAUGAAGCAGCAAUAAUGUCGGUGAGAAAAGGGCAUUUCAAAAUUUUCCAGGAAGACAUUAUUGAUGUACUAGACAAACAACUGCUCGAGGGUAUGGGUGUCCUUCUCACUGAGGAAGAGCAACAGAAGUGUGAAGAGAGCGUAUCUUUUGAAAAGAAGAGACUGCUUGCUGUCCAUGAAGCUGGUCAUGUUUUGCUAGCUCACUUAUUUCCUCGGUUUGACUGGCAUGCAUUUUCACAGCUCCUGCCUGGUGGUAAGGAAACUGCAAUAUCUGUAUUCUACCCUCGAGAAGAUAUGGUAGACCAAGGUUAUACAACAUUUGGUUACAUGAAGAUGCAAAUGGUAGUGGCUCAUGGUGGACGAUGUGCUGAACGUGUUGUAUUCGGUGAUAAUAUAACUGAUGGAGGAAGAGAUGAUCUAGAAAAGAUAACGAAGAUUGCUAGAGAGAUGGUAAUCAGCCCUCAAAAUUCAAGGUUGGGGCUAAUAGCUUUAACAAAAAGGGUUGGGUUAGCUGAUCGACCAGACAAUCCAGAUGGCGAGUUAAUAAGAUAUAGAUGGGACGAUCCUCAAGUAAUUCCUGCUAAUAUGACAGUAGAGGUGUCUGAGCUCUUUACACGGGAGUUGACAAGGUACAUUGAAGAAACCGAAGAACUUGCAAUGAAUGCUUUGAGGGAUAAUAGGCACAUCCUGGACAUGAUUGCAAGGGAACUAUUGGAGAGAUCCAGAAUAACUGGAUUGGAGGUUGAAGAAAAAUUGAAGGGACUGUCUCCAGUAAUGUUUGAGGACUUUGUGAAGCCAUUCCAGAUAAACUUAGAAGAGGAGGGACCAUUUCCGCAUAAUGAUCGUGUACGAUAUCAGUUACCAGACCUAUAUCCUGCUCCUCUCCAUAGAUGUUGACACGUUCAGUUCUUUCUUUAUAUGACAACCUCGCUUCCUACAGUUCUUAUUGGGGACAGAAAAAUGAGUUUGGUGGUGUUAGAUUCUACAUAGAAAUUCAACCACUUACCUACACAUUUAUAGGACAAUAGAUGGAGUCUUUCAAUGACCAAAAAAUACACAAGAUCAUAAGUACAAUGUUGUCCCCAUUGUUUGAUUUGAAACUUGCAGUGGUCCCAAUAACCCAUUUUGCAAUGGAAUUUUGUAUUUUACUGGUCCCUUACGUUUUGUCAUUUUGCCGCAGUAUU
Molecule: messenger RNA, 3275 nt
Organism: Gastrolobium bilobum
Lineage: Eukaryota; Viridiplantae; Streptophyta; Magnoliopsida; Fabales; Fabaceae
Product: ATP-dependent zinc metalloprotease FTSH 12, chloroplastic
Exons: 19
Coding region: 1-2988 (995 amino acids)
Biological process (GO): protein-containing complex assembly; mitochondrial protein processing; embryo development ending in seed dormancy
Cellular component (GO): chloroplast thylakoid membrane; m-AAA complex
Molecular function (GO): ATP binding; ATP-dependent peptidase activity; ATP hydrolysis activity
Source: RefSeq, a predicted model, not a curated record